Molecule: messenger RNA, 1437 nt
Organism: Epithele typhae
Lineage: Eukaryota; Fungi; Basidiomycota; Agaricomycetes; Polyporales; Epitheliaceae
Product: FAD/NAD-P-binding domain-containing protein
Exons: 11
Coding region: 1-1437 (478 amino acids)
Biological process (GO): secondary metabolite biosynthetic process
Molecular function (GO): FAD binding; monooxygenase activity
Source: RefSeq, a predicted model, not a curated record
AUGCCGCACUCAACUUCUCAGGCGCCGCUCCGGACACAGCUCCCGAUAGACUUUGUGAUCGUCGGCGGAGGUCUCGCCGGAUUGUCGUGCGCGUUGGCGCUGAGACGGGUGGGACACAGAGUAACGGUGUUGGAGCGGGGGCAGAGAGGAGCUAUCCGCGGUGAAGGCGGGCUUCGACUACCACCAAAUGUGUCCAAAAUCUUCUUCCAGUGGGGUCUGCGGGAGGCUCUCGAGAAAGCGUCGCACACGUCGCACACCAUCUGGUUCUCGAUUUAUGAAUCAGGGGAGCGUCUGGGAGAGCAGGUCUGGAGCCAGGAGGUGCUGAAGGAGACACGGGGCGUGUUUCUCGUAACAACGCACGCGGAACUGCACGACUUUCUGCACGAGGCCGCAACAGCCGCAGGUGCCGACAUCCGCUACGGCGCCGCGGUGUCUGAGGUGGACACCGAGACGCGCAUCGUGCAGCUCUCGUCAGGGGAGAGCCUCGUGGGCGACGUGAUCGUCGGCGCGGACGGUGAGUUUGGCAUCUGUCGGACCGCGGUGGUUGGGCAGAAGACGCCAGGCACGGUGACGGGGCUCGCGAUGUACGACACCCUCAUCUCUCGAAAACAUCUUCCCGAUGGCCCGUUGGACAAGGUUCGCGCGGAGAACGGUUCGAUUGUGGCGUUCGGAGAUAAUCGCGCCAUUAUUGGGUACCCGGUGCACGGAGGAGAGGACUUUGCUAUCCAGUUAUACGGGCCCGAUGAUGCGCAGGAAGGCAACUACGGAGACGAGCCAUCAGUCGACGUGUCGCAGAUAGCCUCAACGUCGCAACCACGGCUGCGGGAAGUGUUGAAGUAUGCGCGAAAGGCGACGAGAGUCACCGUUCGGGAUCACAGCGACCUCGAAGACUGGGUAGACGACGAAGGCCGUCUGAUACUCGUCGGCGAGGCGGCGCACCCCUUCCCGCCAGGGACGAUCCAGGCGACCGCGAUGGCCGUCGAGGACGGCGCGGUGCUCGCGAAGCUCUUCGCGCACCUCAGCGAGGCGCGCCAGAUCGAGUCCUUCCUCUACGCGUUCCAGGAGCUCCGCCAGGAGCGCACGCGCUCCGUGCGCGCGUCCGAGUUCGGCAACGCGUUCUUCAUGGCGAUGCCCGAGUGCGACGUCUCGCGCGGACGGGACGCGAUGAUGCGCCAGCUGGGCGAGGCCGGCCUCAACGUCCUCGAGGGCGGCGACGGCGAGGCGAGCGGCGCGUGGGAUCAGGUCCGCACCAUCUUCGGGUACGACUGCGAGGACGAGGCGGACGACUGGUGGGUCCACUGGGGCCUCUUGCGCGAGCGCGCGCUCGACGGGAGGGGGUGCGAGGCGCCGGUGUCUGCCUUUGCGGGAUUCUCGAUGCACGUCAGCGAAAAGGCAGCCACUGCCAGUGAAAGUGGGGAGAGCGAUCGCGUCCUCUAG